This is a messenger RNA of Quercus lobata, 369 nucleotides long. RefSeq lists its product as uncharacterized. The record is from RefSeq and is a predicted model, not a curated record. Lineage: Eukaryota; Viridiplantae; Streptophyta; Magnoliopsida; Fagales; Fagaceae. The coding region runs from base 1 to 369 and encodes 122 amino acids. The transcript has a single exon.
AUGCUGAAAGGUGCAGCAAGAAUUUGGUUCAGUCGCUUAACGCCCAGCUCCAUCAGCACUUUCAAGGAGCUAAGCGCUCAGUUUACCACGCACUUCAUCGGGGGACACAGGUAUAAAAGGUCUACGGCUUGCUUGAUGAGCAUUAAGCAGGGAGAGGAUGAGACACUGAGAUCCUACAUAUCCCGCUUAAAUAAGGAAGCACUCUCGAUCGACGAAGCCGACAACAAGAUACUUGUAGCGGCAUUCACGAAUAGGCUAUGGAAGGGAAAGUUUUUGUUCUCCCUAUACAAGAGCAACUCGAAGACCAUGUCAGAAGUACUUUACAGGGCUACCAAGUACAUGAAUACUGAAGACGCGUUGCUAGCUUGA